CACACACUGCAGAGCUUCUUGUUGUGUAGACAUUUAGCCUACAGGCUUGAUCACCUGGCUCCAGUGUCUUGUCAAAUACCCUCUGUCGUUGGCUACUGUACCGCUUCAUGACUGUUCUUCUGACUGUGUCUCUGUCGUUGGCUACUGUACCGCUCCAUGACUAUUCUUCUGACUGUGUCUCUCUCGUUGGCUACUGUACCUCUUCAUGAUUGUUCUUCUGACUGUGUCUCUGUCGUUGGCUACUGUACUGCUUCAUGACUAUUCUUCUGACUGUGUCUCUCUCGUUGGCUACUGUACCUCUUCAUGACUGUUCUUCUGACUGUCUCUGUUGUAAGCAGCCGUUUUGAGAGGCUGGAGCCCAAACAAGGACAUGGAGAGUUACGAGGACUUCUGUCUGCGGAGCCUGGCCAGACUGCAGACGGAGAGCCAGGGGAAGAGCCAAGGCCAACAGACAGGUUGUGAGCCAACUGGUCCUGUGGAAGCUCUCUCCUUCAUCCACUUCCAUGGAAGGGCUGUGCUCUCCCCCUUGCUGAGUGUGGAGCAGCGCAGCGAGAUGUCCCAGUACAGACAGAGGGCUGCCCAGCUGGAGGUGGACAGACAGGCACUACGCAGCAGCAGCCUGCUGGCCAGGGUUCAGGACAUCCUGGACAGUGCUCAGGUGGACAAAGUACCAGAGAUGGAGGGUAAAAUGGAUCUACCAACUCUGCCAUAUUGCCUUUCCCCAAAACCUGAGACAGUGAUUGGCUACACCCUGGUGACAGACUCCCCUGGGCUACCCAGGGGCGGUGGUGUGGUUGGGCUACACAUUACGGAUCGGCCCACCACCCCUCCACCUGAGUCCCCCAUAGUCCUGAAUGGGUACAGGGAAGAGGAGAGAGAGAAGCAGGUAGAGGAGGAGAGGUGGGAGGUAGAGGAGGAGAUGAGGAGGGGAGAGGAGGAGAUAGGGGGCGGUCAGGAUGUGAGUUUCCAGAGCCUUCUGAGGAGGUCGAGGGAGUAUGUGGAGAGAGAGCAGGCCCAGAGGGGGUCAAAGGUCAUCGGCAGGGUCACUUCCACCACCCCGUCUGCGGAGAGCCUCUCUGACAAGGAGAACGAGAGCCGCAGUCCUCUGGGAGAGAUGAAACCUGAACAGGGGUACAGCCUGCGCCACAGUCCGCUAAAUCCACCUCAGACCCAGGCCCACAUCCAGCACCAGAGUCAGUAUCCUGCCCAAGCGCAAGCCCAGUACCAGGCUGUGUGUGACCCGUAUGACUCUCGGGUUAGCUGCCUCUCAUCUGGCCUCCCCGACCCUUACACCCUCCUGCCCAGCCCUGAACCCAGCAUGAGUCCCCGCCCCCACCACCGCCGACCACGUCCAGUGUCCACUGGUAACAUCCUGAUCUCCUUCCCCAUUGGCUCGGCCGACCUCAUCCCCAGAGGGCUAGUGGGGAGGCACCAGGAGAGCACUGUUGUCAUGGCGACAGGGGUGAUGAGGUCACCGGAACGGGGGUCAGGCGUCAGUGACGGUAGUAGUUGUCGUGGCAGCCAGUGUGGCACCAGCCCGGUCCAGGAGAAGAGCUGCAGCCCAGUCAGUACCUCCGGAACUGGUUCAGAUGGGCAUCAUGACAUCAUCAGCUCCGGGUUUCGCCGGCGCUGCCACACCCUAGACAGCCAGCUCCACUCCUCCCAUUCUGCCUCAGGACCUGGCAUGGACCACAGCCAGGAGAGGCUCCCGCGCUUCAUGGGGGGAGUGCCUCGUUUGGCCCCAAGCCGUAGGAGCCCCGCGGUCCCCCUGAAUCAGUCCUAUGAGGUGGAGAACCCCUCGGCAAUGCUGCUAAGGCCCCACGUGAGACCCUUGACCCCUGACCUCUCUCCUUGCCAGAUGAGGCUGGAUCCUGAGGGGCCUCAGGGGCCCCAUGAUGGACGGAUCACACCCAGCUCUUCCCUAGAGGAGCAGGACAGUAAGACAGAGGAGACCCAGCGACGUGUGAGUGCUCUGGAGGAGAUGCAGAGGCGUCUGGAGGAGGAGCAUGCCCUGCAGAUGUCUCUUCUCAUGGCUGAACAGAAGAGAGAACAACAGCGCCUUUGUCAGGAGCUGGAUGAGAAGGGGAAGAGGCUGAGAGAGCAGGGGUGUGGCCGGCUCCUGAAUGGGGAUGGUGGACUCAGCCCUUCCUGUCCUGGCCUUAGCCCCACCCUGAGUGCUACUGAUAGGUCACCUAGACACAGUGUACACAGCAUGGGUUUCUCCUCUCCACUGAGCUCUAGUGCUCCCUCUCCCUCCAUGCAGCCUCCUGUCUACCUGUGGGGGCCCACCUGGGGGGCCAGCAAGCCCCGAGGAAGGCUCAGUCAGGUUGUGACAGUUGAACAGCAGAGGGCGCUGUGUCGUCUGGGAGCCAUCAGUUGUGGGUUCCUCACCCGCAGACUGCUCCAGACAGAGAAGGUGAAACAGCUGCGACAGACCAUUCAGGACACACAAGAGUUCAUCUGCUCGUUCCAGACUGAAGCUCCACAGAAGAGAGGAUCCAUCUCAGCACAGGACCUGUCUCUGCAGGAGAGAGUCAGGGCACAGUUGCGUGCGGCUCGAUAUGACAUCCAUGACAUCUUCUUUGAGAUGCCCCUGGAGGAGAGGCUGGCUCUGCUGCAGCUGGACAGAGAGGUCCGCACAGAGAAGAAGCUACGAGAAAUGGAGAAAGCCAGGAGUCCUAAUGACAGAGUGCUGUCUGCUGCCACACAGAGGUCACUGGACAGGAAGAAGAGGGUGGGUGAGUCUCCAGGACAAGCCAGGAAAGUACAGAAGAAGCCAAAGAGCCCUCCCACUAACAGGAUCCUGAAGACAAGUCAGGGUCAGAAUGCCUCUGUCCCAGGUCAGCUAAACCGACAGGGUCUGUCUGUCAGGAGCUGGUACAGAAAUACCCCGGAGGACAGAGUGAGGCGCUCAGACAGCCUGAAGAAGCAUAACUCCCUGGGCUAACUGAUUCCUCCCUCAGUCCCUCUAUGACCCCUCACUCCCUGACCCUUGACCUCUGAGCCUUCUAUCGGCCCCAUGUUCCACUAUGGUUCGACCACCACCAAUGCUACUAGUCUCUCUAACCUCCCUCUGACCUCCCUCUAACCUCCCUCUGCCCUCCCUCUAACCUCCCUCUGAAGGUUCAGUCCAGUGCUCUCUGCCCAGCGAACACCCUACCAAAUGUAUUGUUACUAUAGUUACAUAGAUUUUCUACUAUUACAAACUUAUAAACAGUUCAUGUAUCCCUUGGGUGUGAAUGCUGCUGUGCACUCUUGUGCCAAGAUAAUUCAUGCAUUAAUGCUGCUAGAUAGGUAUAUUUGCUGCUUAACUUGCAAAGACUUUGUAGCUAGAGGCCUUCAGUAGUGGAUAUGUAGUAGGGAGAAGGACUCAUAAAGAAGCAUUACAAAAGUAAAGGAAGUCGAUUCCAUUAGUUAGAGGCCUUCUGUAGUGGAUAUGUAGUAGGGAGAAGGACUCAUAAAGAAGUAUUACAAAAGUAAAGGAAGUCGAUUCCAUUAGUUAGAGGCCUUCUGUAGUGGAUAUGUAGUAGGGAGAAGGACUCAUAAAGAAGCAUUAGUUAGAGGCCUUCUGUAGUGGAUAUGUAGUAGGGAGAAGGACUCAUAAAGAAGCAUUAGUUAGAGGCCUUCUGUAGUGGAUAUGUAGUAGGGAGAAGGACUCAUAAAGAAGCAUUAGUUAGAGGCCUUCUGUAGUGGAUAUGUAGUAGGGAGAAGGACUCAUAAAGAAGCAUUACAAAAGUAAAGGAAGUAGAUUCCAUUAGUUAGAGGCCUUCUGUAGUGGAUAUGUAGUAGGGAGAAGGACUCAUAAAGAAGUAUUACAAAAGUAAAGGAAGUAGAUUCCAUUAGUUAGAGGCCUUCAGUAGUGGAUAUGUAGUAGGGAGAAGGACUCAUAAAGAAGCAUUACAAAAGUAAAGGAAGUAGAUUCCAUUAGUUAGAGGCCUUCAGUAGCGGAUAUGUAGUAGGGAGAAGGACUCAUAAAGAAGCAUUACAAAAGUAAAGGAAGUAGAUUCCAUUAGUUAGAGGCCUUCAGUAGUGGAUAUGUAGUAGGGAGAAGGACUCAUAAAGAAGCAUUACAAAAGUAAAGGAAGUAGAUUCCAUUAGUUAGAGGCCUUCAGUAGUGGAUAUGUAGUAGGGAGAAGGACUCAUAAAGAAGCAUUACAAAAGUAAAGGAAGUAGAUUCCAUUAGUUAGAGGUCUGGAUUGUCUUCUGACAGGUGGCGGCAUUCCUCCUCUCAUUUUUUUAUGUAAAAAAAAUGUCAUCUUUAUUUAACCAGGCAAGUUAGAACAAAUCCUUAUUUACAACGACGGCCUACCCCGGCCAAACCCGGACGACGCUGGCCAAGUUAGAACAAAUCCUUAUUUACAACGACGGCCUACCCCGGCCAAACCAGGACGAAGCUGGCCAAGUUAGAACAAAUCCUUAUUUACAACGACGGCCUACCCCGGCCAAACCCGGACGACGCUGGCCAAGUUAGAACAAAUCCUUAUUUACAACGACGGCCUACCCCGGCCAAACCCGGACGACGCUGGCCAAGUUAGAACAAAUCCUUAUUUACAACGACGGCCUACCACGGCCAAACCCGGACGAGGCUGGGGCAAUUGUGAGCCGCCCUUUGGGACUCCCAAUCACGGCCGGUUGUAAUAACCUCAACAUAGUCGUCAACAUAGCCGUGGCGUUAUCUGACGUAAGACAAUGAGAGGUUUGUGAACUGUUAAACACACUGGCGGCCUUUCCAGACACAGAAACACCUCAGAAAUAGAGAUCAUUGUGUGAUUACCUAGCUUUAACCCUUGCUAUAGUAGCCAUCUCCCUCUGCUGGUAGUCACAGAUAGUUGCCAUGUAAAAAAAGGUAUUUUAAACAGAGAGUAUUUAUUUCAUAUAUCGUUUUUGUUAAAGGGCCCUGUCCCUAUAAUACAUGGUGCUGAACUCUCAGCUCUGUGUGAAGUCUGGAACAUUUCAAAUUGGUUUGUGUGUGAUGUGUGCAAUUUGAAAAUAUCAAUGUGUUUUGCUGCAAAACGUCACAGCCAAAUGAAAGAAAAUGUACAGUUGAAUGUACUAUUGUCUUAUUUUACACUGUACCAAGAGAAACAUGCUUUGGUUCUAGAUGGUUUGUUUAUCCGGCAUGUUUGAGCUGUAGCUGAGAGACAAACCUAUGUCUCUGGAGAGUAUUUAGAAUAUCCCAUACAGAAAUGGAGCUGCGUUUCACAAACAAACAUGACUGAGAUACCUGGAAUAUCUGAAAUCUGACAGUGUCUAUGAGAGGAUUUACAGAGAAAACAUUGAAAAUGAAGACCAAUGUAACUCACCAGUGUGCAGUAACUAUAACAUCCUUUUCUCAAAGCAGUCUUCUUGUAGCCUGGCUGAUGCACAGUCCCACGUGGUACAAAGUGAGAGGAGAGCUUGUGGUACUUACAAGAGCAUUAGCCAGGGAAGUCUUCUUUCCCCACCUAGGGGCUGAUGUAUCCCACCUAGGGGCUGAUGUAUCCGACCAAGGGGUUGAUGUACCCCACCUAGGGGUUGAUGUACCCCACCUAGGGGCUGAUGUAUCCCACCUAGGGGCUGAUGUAUCCCACCUAGGGGCUGAUGUAUCCCACCUAGAGGCUGAUGUACCCCACCUAGGGGCUGCUGAUGUAUCCCACCUAGAGGCUGAUGUAUCCCUCCUAGGGGCUGAUGUACCCCACCUAGGGGCUGAUGUACCCCACCUAGGGGCUGCUGAUGUAUCCCACCUAGGGGCUGAUGUACCCUACCUAGGGGCUGCUGAUGUAUCCCACCUAGGGGCUGAUGUACCCCACCUAGGGGCUGAUGUACCCCACCUAGGGGCUGAUGUAUCCCACCUAGGGGCGGAUGUAUCUGACCUAGGGGCUGAUGUACCCCACCUAGGGGCUGAUGUAUCCGACCUAGGGGCUGAUGUACCCCACCUAGGGGCUGAUGUACCCCACCUAGGGGCUGAUGUAUCCCACCUAGGGGCUGAUGUACCCCACCUAGGGGCUGAUGCACCCCUCCUAGGAGCUGAUGUACCCCACCUAGGGGCUGAUGUACCCCUCCUAGGAGCUGAUGUACCCCACCUAGGGGCUGAUGUACCCCACCUAGGGGCUGAUGUAUCACACCUAGGGGCUGAUGUACCCCACCUAGGGGCUGAUGUAUCCCACCUAGGGGCUGAUGUACCCCACCUAGAGGCUGAUGUAUCCCACCUAGGGGCUGAUGUAUCCCACCUAGGGGCUGAUGUAUCCCACCUAGGGGCUGAUGUAUCCCACCUAGAGGCUGAUGUAUCCCACCUAGGGGCUGAUGUACCCCACCUAGGGGCUGAUGUAUCCCACCUAGAGGCUGAUGUAUCCCACCUAGGAGCUGAUGUACCCCACCUAGGGGCUGAUGUAUCCCACCUAGGGGCUGAUGUACCCCACCUAGGGGCUGAUGUACCCCACCUAGGGGCUGAUGCACCCCACCUAGGGGCUGAUGUAUCUGACCUAGGGCAAUCCUGGGUGGGAUACAGCAUACACUAAGGUGUCAUUAUGUGAAAGAGUUGGAUACUGACCCUGAGUCAGUUGCUAGGGGGAUUUGUAUAUUAAUAACUGGCGUAACUAUGUAUCUGCUAAAGCAGCACUACACCACCAUACAUGGCCUUUUGUAGCAUUGACAGAUUUCUGGUGUUGUUUUUGACUGGCUUUGAUUAAUUUAAUUAGCAAUUUGUGUAUUGAAUACAAAACAUUUUGUAAUUUUGUCCUGUUUACAGCCUGUGCUUGAUGUAUUUAUUUCCAAAUUACCAAUGAUAUUACCAAUGAUACUCUUCCUAAUCGCACCAACUGUUGUCACCUUCUCACCAAGCUGCUUGGCGAUGGUCUUGUAGCCCAUUCCAGCCUUGUGUAGGUCUACAAUCUUGUCCCGGACAUCCUUGGAGAGCUCUCUGGUCUUGGCCAUGGUGGAGAGUUUGGAAUCUGAUUGAUUGAUUGCUUCUGUGGACAGGUGUCUUUUAUACAGGUAACAAAAUGAGAUUAUGAGCACUCCAAAUCUCAGCUUGUUACCUGUGUAAAAGACACCUGGGAGCCAGAAAUCUUUCUGAUUGAGAGGGGUCAAAUACUUAUUUCCCUCAUUAAAAUGCAAAUCAAUUUUUUGACCUGCGUUUUUCUGGAUGUUGUUGUUGUUAUUGUGUCUCUCACUGUUCAAAUAAACCUCCAUUAAAAUUAUAGACGGAUCAUUUCUUUGUCAGUGGGCAAACGUACAAAAUCAGCAGGGAUCAAAUACUUUCCCCCCUUGCUGUAUAUACCACAAUGGUCUCUUCCCUUUACCUGGGACGAGCAAGCUGUCAGGGGUCUUGAGUGACUGGCUCAUGGAUUCUUGUAGUUCACACUCCAGCUCCUCCACAAUGUGUUUCUGAUUUAGGACAGAAAGGUUUUAGGUAACACAUUAUUUUAUGGAAACAACAUUAGAUCCAUUCAAUAGAGCAGACGAAAGGUCAAAAGCUUAUGAGGUAACGUAAUGUAAUCAUGUUUGAAUGUAUCAAUUGUAUUUUUUAUAAUAUCU
Molecule: messenger RNA, 7515 nt
Organism: Oncorhynchus kisutch (coho salmon)
Lineage: Eukaryota; Metazoa; Chordata; Actinopteri; Salmoniformes; Salmonidae
Product: centriolar coiled-coil protein of 110 kDa
Exons: 13
Coding region: 371-2947 (858 amino acids)
Biological process (GO): negative regulation of centriole elongation; regulation of cytokinesis; ciliary basal body organization
Cellular component (GO): centriole
Source: RefSeq, a predicted model, not a curated record